This is a messenger RNA of Racocetra persica, 433 nucleotides long. Lineage: Eukaryota; Fungi; Glomeromycota; Glomeromycetes; Diversisporales; Gigasporaceae. The record is from the annotation of a GenBank genome assembly.
UUGGAACAUAUCCUUCUUGGCUAAUAAGCCAUUCGCUAAUUUGCUUAAUUUUUUCGUUAGUUUUCAUAUUCGUAAUGGUGCUUUUCUAACUGGUUUAGCCAUCGUAAUUACUGUUUGUGCCUUGACUAAACUGGUAAGUAAAUCACCCGCUAAAUCGACAUCUCAUCAUUCGGAAUCUCCGGCUACAUCCAAAGCCGCCAGAUUAUCUUCAAUUUCCCCCCGUAGUUUUUGUAAUAACUCCAAAUCUUUCCGGAUUGCAUUUUUUAACUUGGCUUUGCUCAUCUCCGACAACCUUGGUUUUUGUUCCGGCAAUGCUCUUUACAAUAAUAGUAAAUAUCAUCCUCGCCCGCCAGAAUUUCUCCCAUUCUUAUUUGGCGACAUAAUUCUUCGGCUGGUUGCGAGCAAAAUCACUCUUGACACUUUUUUAGACUAG